Molecule: messenger RNA, 1283 nt
Organism: Psammomys obesus (fat sand rat)
Lineage: Eukaryota; Metazoa; Chordata; Mammalia; Rodentia; Muridae
Gene: Unc50
Product: unc-50 inner nuclear membrane RNA binding protein
Exons: 6
Coding region: 329-1108 (259 amino acids)
Cellular component (GO): Golgi membrane
Source: RefSeq, a predicted model, not a curated record
CGCAAGGGCGGGCUACGUCGCUGUAAGGGAAGUAGCCCCAGCGGAGGCUGGGCUCGGCUCCCGGGCGAAGGUGGCGUCUGUCCUGGGCCCCGGACGAGGCCGCGGCUGCCUUCAAGUGGGGCCUGCUGUGUGCGCGCGGGGUGCCGUUCGUGCUGACGGCCGUUUCCACGGACAGCUCGCGGUGGCGCCUCUGCGGCCGGGCUAGGGAGAGGCCGGCGGCCGGCAGCUCGAGCCCCAGGUCCGCCGUGGAGCUGCUGGGUAAAAGCAAAGACGCCCGUUUACGUUGGAUUCGCAGAAACAGAACCGUUUUUGGAUUCUAAGCAGGAAGAUGCUACCAAGUACUUUGGUGAGUUCUUCAAUGCACGGGAACGGAGUCCUGAAUUCCAGGGAUGCUGCAAGGCACACAGCUGGAGCCAAACGUUACAAGUACCUCAGAAGGCUUUUUCGAUUUCGGCAGAUGGACUUUGAGUUUGCCGCAUGGCAGAUGCUCUACCUGUUCACUUCCCCACAGAGGGUUUAUAGAAACUUUCAUUACCGGAAACAAACAAAGGAUCAGUGGGCCAGAGAUGACCCCGCUUUCUUGGUCCUCUUAAGUGUCUGGCUCUGUGUGUCCACCAUAGGAUUUGGCUUUGUGCUGGACAUGGGAUUUUUUGAGACAAUAAAGCUGCUCCUGUGGGUUGUAUUCAUAGAUUGUGUAGGUGUUGGUCUUCUGAUAUCAACUCUAAUGUGGUUCAUCUCCAACAAGUAUCUGGUGAAGCGCCAGAGCAGAGACUACGAUGUGGAGUGGGGCUACGCCUUCGACGUGCAUCUGAACGCCUUUUACCCGCUCCUGGUCAUCCUGCAUUUUAUCCAGCUCUUCUUCAUCAACCAUGUUAUCCUUACAGAUACAUUUAUUGGAUAUUUAGUUGGAAAUACUUUGUGGUUGAUUGCUGUUGGCUAUUAUAUCUACGUAACCUUCCUGGGAUACAGUGCACUGCCGUUUCUGAAAAAUACAGUCAUCCUGCUCUAUCCAUUUGCGCCUCUCACUGUGCUGUACGGGCUGUCGCUGGCGCUGGGCUGGAACUUCACCCACACACUGUGUUCCUUCUACAAGUACAGAGUGAAAUGACAGUGGCAGCGUUCUAGCCAAACUGUCUGCUGUUGGGAAGGGACAAGCUCUUGUAAAUCUGUAAAUAUCUUAAAGAUGGAACGUUUACGAAUUUGAGGUGAUCUUAACACUAUUGUCUAGACCAUUCCUUAAAACUAAUUAAAUGUACAUUUCUAAUAAAUAUUUUUAAACUAAA